Molecule: messenger RNA, 555 nt
Organism: Alternaria arborescens
Lineage: Eukaryota; Fungi; Ascomycota; Dothideomycetes; Pleosporales; Pleosporaceae
Exons: 3
Coding region: 1-555 (184 amino acids)
Source: RefSeq, a predicted model, not a curated record
AUGCUCUCCUUUGUCGCUCAAGUCUUGCUCAUUGUCUCAGGCGCACUUGCGAUGCCAGUUGAGAACGUUGGAAACUCAGCAACCGUAGGCAAGAUACGAGGUGUUCGCGAUCCGAUCUAUCAUCUGUAUCUCCAGGCCAACUCUAAAAAUGCAUCCAUACCCGUCCUGGGCCCCGAAACUGCAGCUGACGAAUUUACUAUUGGUGGCACAAUUCAAUCGAAGAAGACAAGUCUGUACCUGAACAUAGCGACCACGUCGACAAGCUACAAGCCAUUGGUAUGGGGGACGGCUGGGGAUACGACAGCAUGGGGGUUGGAGGGUGACACCAUUAUAACUGUACAAGGUAGCAGCUACGGUCGGCCUAAAUUUCCUCGUAUGCAAAUCGACAGACGCAAGUUACUACGACUUGUAUCUUCAGACCGGAAGCGACGUUCCGAGUGGAAGGACGUGCAGCAAUUACCAGACAAUACAUCUACCGUGUCUCUGCUGAAGAUUGUUACUGCUGGGCCACUUGUUGUUGUAGUUCAUGUUCCUGAAAAAGCAGAUACAAAGUAG